AUGGCUGCCCCUAUGGAUCAGAGAAUACAGGUUCCGAUCGAUGACCCCAACGCAGACACCGAGUGGAACGACAUCCUCCGGAAACAUGGCGUCAUUCCCGAGAAGCCGCCCAGCCCGACGCCCAUGAUCGAAGAGGCUAUUGUCGAGGGACGCCGGUUAGCGCAUGAGAACAGACUGGAGGGCAAGGAUCUCGAUGAGCUCGAUGAGCUGGAGGACGACGAGGACGAGGCGUUCCUGGAGCUGUACCGCCAGCGCAGGAUGCAGGAGCUCAACAACCUCACCAAAAAAGCCCUCCACGGCACUGUGUACCCGAUUUCGAAACCCGAAUAUUCACGGGAGGUUACAGAAGCCUCCAACAACAGCCCCGUCUUUGUCAACCUGACAUCGUCGCUGGGAACAAACGUCGAGUCGCGGGUGUUGACGGAGCUUUGGAAGCAGGCGGCGCAGGAAUACGGCGAGAUCAAGUUCUGCGAGAUGCGCGCAGACAAGGCCAUCGAGAACUACCCCGAGCGUAACUGUCCCACAAUCCUGGUCUAUAAGAACGGCGACAUUGCGAAGCAGGUCGUCACCCUGAUGCAGAUGGGAGGCGUCAGAAUCAACAUGCUGCAAAUUGACAACCUCCUGGUCGAGGUUGGCGCUGUUCCGGCGUCGGACAUGCGCGUGGCUAAGCGUCGGCGACAAGCCGAAGAUGAAGAAGAGGAGAAGGCAUUUGGGAAGGGAAUCAGGCAGGGUAAUGUGUCCAGGUCCAAGGCGCACGACAGCGAUGAUGAUGAGUGGGACUGA
Molecule: messenger RNA, 783 nt
Organism: Colletotrichum higginsianum IMI 349063
Lineage: Eukaryota; Fungi; Ascomycota; Sordariomycetes; Glomerellales; Glomerellaceae
Product: phosducin
Exons: 2
Coding region: 1-783 (260 amino acids)
Biological process (GO): protein folding
Cellular component (GO): cytoplasm
Source: RefSeq, a predicted model, not a curated record